This is a messenger RNA of Helianthus annuus (common sunflower), 1483 nucleotides long. RefSeq names its product plastoglobulin-1, chloroplastic. The record is from RefSeq and is a predicted model, not a curated record. The transcript has 4 exons. NCBI's taxonomy places the organism in Eukaryota, Viridiplantae, Streptophyta, Magnoliopsida, Asterales, Asteraceae. Bases 130 to 1203 code for a protein of 357 amino acids.
GUUCACAUCCUUAAAAAACCAAGGGUUGAACCUUCAACUUAAAAAUGACAAGAUAAACAACAUAAAACAACUCAAAACAAGUGAAUCACAAAACCCAUUCACCACCACCAACCAGAAACACAAACCACCAUGUCUCUCCUCUUCUCCCACAACCCAUCACUCCUCUUCUCCUCCCCCACCACCAUCACCACCACAACCACCAGUAGCACCACCACAAUCCCCAUCUUCCACCGCAAACCAAUCAAACCCACAUCCAUCCGAUUCUCCUCAAACAAGCCCCCAUCUUCCCCAGGAUGGAACCCAUCCGAUCAAACCCUCAACGACGACGAAGAAUCCGACGGCUCACAACCCAUCACCAUCACAGACGAGUGGGGGGAGAAAUCUGAGCCGGUAAACGAACAAUUGACUAAAUUAUCAACCUCAGAUCCUCCACAAGAAAUAGAUGAGUGGGGAACGGGUGGUGAAAAGGUACAGUUAGAAAGUGGAAAUGGAAGUCCGGUGGUUGAAGAAAGUGGUAAGAUUGAUGAGCUGAAGAGGUGUUUGGUGGACAGUGUGUAUGGGACUGGUCUUGGGUUUAAUGCUUCGGUUGAGGAGCGGGCGGAGAUUAUGGAGUUGGUGACUCGGUUAGAGGCGGUUAACCCGACACCAGCUCCUACUGAAGCUUUGGAGCUUCUUGAGGGUAACUGGGUUCUGCUGUACACUGCAUUUUCUGAAUUAUUACCACUUCUUGCAGUUGGCACAACUCCAUUGUUGAAGGUUGACAAAAUUUGUCAAGAAAUAUUUACGAGCAGCCUUACGAUUGAUAAUUCCAUUACAUUUUCCAGCCCUUUUGCUACUUUCACAUCCACUGCAUCUGCAGACUUUGAAGUGCGAAGCCCGUCAAGAAUACAGGUUCAGUUUAAGGAAGGGAGUUUUCAGCCUCCAAAGAUAAAGUCAAACGUAAGCCUUCCUGAGAAUGUUGACAUUUUUGGUCAAAAUGUCAAUUUGUCACCAUUGCAGCAAACUCUCAACCCUUUGCAAGAGGCUGUGGCUAAUCUAGCUGGUGUUAUUUCGGGCCAGUCUCCUCUUAAGAUUUCCAUUCCGGGUGAACGGUCAAAGUCUUGGCUGCUUAUUACAUACCUUGAUAAGGAUUUGAGGAUAUCAAGAGGUGACGGUGGCCUUUUUGUUCUUGCUAAAGAAGGAAGCCCUCUUUUGGAUCAAUGAUCAGAUCGUUAAUUCGUUAUAUGCGGAAUCGGUUCAGAAGUGUUGAAUGAAUCUAAGGGGAUUGGCAAGCUUAAAGAUUCAUAUAUUUAUUGGAUAGAGAUGAAAACAUGUAAUGGAAGGCUAAUAGAUAUGAUUAUGAAGGACGUUCAUGUGUAUAUUACUUACUAUUGAUGAUGAUUCUAAGAUCUUUUACCACCUUUCUAUGCAGUGUUUGAGCUUUCUUAAUAUAAAGGGAAGUAUGCAUUUUAUGAUGAAAAUAAAGUUUGAGAUAUUUAUUUCA